UCCACGCGUCUCCGCGGCGGAAUUUCUAGUGAAGGGCACCGCGAUGAACGUGGACUUCAGAAAAGGCUUCAACUAACAGGGAUCCGCGUAAAACGAGAGGAGAGCUGACGCUGUGCUCACCGGCGGGCGCAGGCUGAGAGUUCCGUUCUGCGUGUUUUUAUGAUUAUUAUUUUUAAUCUCGCACCUGCUCACGCGCGCUGAGCGGAACAUCCCGAGUCGGAGCCAACUUGCACUACCGCACUUGCCGGUAGUUGUCCCAUAAGGAGCCGAACCUGCGAGCUUACGGGGGAUGCUGAGAGGGUUUCUGAUCUCCGUUACUGCUCCUGCUGAGCGCCGGGCUGGAAGGGUAGCUGGCGUGUCCUGGGGAGGAUGCUGAACAGGGGAGUGAUUUGCUGAUACGUCAUAUACUGCAGAAUGAAAUGGCAUUUUAUCAAAUUACCACAACAGAUACUGCAGCAACGUGAGUACAUAAAGAAGUAUCCAGGUGCAAUACACCCGCUCUGGCAGUCAUGAGGAAUAGAGGGCUGAAGUCACAGUCCUGAAGAUUGAUGGAGGGCCAUGCUAUUCAAACAGCAGGCAUUGCUGAGACAGAAGCUCUUCGUUUUGGGCAGCCUUGCUAUCGGAAGUGUCCUCUAUCUCGUGGCCAGGGUUGGGACUUUGGAUAGGCUACAGCCCAUUUGCCCAGUUGACAGCAGACUGCCCGCCCCUGAACCAGAGCAAAUUCCUCUCCGCACUCUGCAGUUUAAGCGUGGCCUCCUACAUGAAAUCCGUAAGGGCAAUGCCACCAAAGAGCAAAUUCGCCUGCACAACCUGGUCCAGCAACUGCCUCAGGCCAUUAUCAUCGGGGUGCGUAAAGGUGGCACCCGUGCCCUGCUGGAAAUGCUCAACCUGCAUCCAGCAGUUGUCAAGGCUUCACAAGAGAUCCACUUCUUUGACAAUGACCAAAAUUACGCUCGUGGCAUCGACUGGUACAGGGGGAAAAUGCCCUUCUCCUUCCCUCAUCAGAUCACCAUUGAAAAGAGCCCCGCUUACUUCAUCACAGAGGAAGUCCCUGAACGGAUAUUCAAGAUGAACUCUUCCAUCAAGUUGCUGAUCAUUGUGCGCGAGCCUACCACCAGAGCUGUGUCGGACUAUACCCAAGUGCUGGAGGGCAAGGAGCGCAAAAACAAGACCUACCACAAGUUUGAGAAGCUGGUCAUUGACACCAACACCUGCGAGGUGAACACGAAAUACAAAGCAGUCCGGACCAGCAUCUACACCAAACAUUUGGAGCGUUGGUUGAAGUACUUUCCCGUGGAGCAGUUUCACAUUGUGGAUGGGGAUCGCCUUAUUACAGACCCGCUGCCAGAGCUGCAGCUUGUUGAGCGCUUCCUUAACCUCCCCUCCAGGAUCAGCCAGUAUAACCUGUACUUCAAUGCCACCAGGGGAUUUUAUUGUCUGCGAUUUAACAUUGUCUUCAACAAGUGCCUGGCAGGCAGCAAGGGCCGCACCCAUCCGGAGGUGGACCCAUCAGUAGUGACUAAACUGCAAAAAUUCUUUCAUCCCUUCAAUCAGAAGUUUUACCAGAUCACUGGUAGGACAUUCAACUGGCCAUGAUGAGCUCAAACUCCUCUGAUAAGAUUCUUUGAAUUGGUGUUUAUUUAAAAAUGCCAAAUUCUGAGACCUCGAAAGACAUUAGUAGCACUUUGAUGGCAUUUAAUACCAGGAUGACAGUGUGACCAAAUAUAAGAGGAACUUGAUGUAAAUUUGUUUUCAAAUGUGUGAAAGAAAAAAAGAACAAAAUAGUUUCAUGGUUUGACUAAAAGCUGCAGUUCAAAGCACUUGAUCUUGCAAAUGAACUCACUUGUCUGUCAAUGUUUUCCCCAUGUAGAGAAAAAAACUGUAUUGAGCUGUGUGAUUAACUAAAGAGAUUAUUUUUAAGAGACUAUCAAACACUGACAUUCAUGCUGUUAAGAUAAGCUAUAAGUGUGAUGCUUUUUUUCAUGAAAAAACACCUUCAAAACCGAACAGAAAAAGUUCAUCAUUCCUUAUCGUGGUGUUUACCUGGCCAAAACUGCAUGUAAAAUCCAGUUGCCGGUAUAACACAGUAGACUUUUGUGUUUGCUCAUUGUGUUUUAUUUAACGCCUGCUGUGAUCAGUCCUUUAGAACAGCGGUCCCCAACCUUUUUUGUGCCACGGACCGGUUUAUGCGCGACAAUAUUUUC
Neolamprologus brichardi is the source of this 2204-nucleotide messenger RNA. Its product is annotated as heparan sulfate glucosamine 3-O-sulfotransferase 5. Lineage: Eukaryota; Metazoa; Chordata; Actinopteri; Cichliformes; Cichlidae. The record is from RefSeq and is a predicted model, not a curated record. Gene Ontology annotation, molecular function: [heparan sulfate]-glucosamine 3-sulfotransferase activity.